This is a messenger RNA of Phoenix dactylifera (date palm), 708 nucleotides long. RefSeq lists its product as uncharacterized. Lineage: Eukaryota; Viridiplantae; Streptophyta; Magnoliopsida; Arecales; Arecaceae. The record is from RefSeq and is a predicted model, not a curated record.
UGGAAUGUUCCCCCGGUCUCGCCCGUCUCGUUGUAAACCCGGGGAGGCCGCGUGAGCCCGCCGCUACCACUCCAGACCUGCGAUUAGCGGCAAGAAAAAGGAGGGGAAGAAGAAAACAGAAACGAAAACAGAGGAGGGAUGUGCUUGGUGUUCGUGUGCGACGAGGAGGAGAGGGUUUUGGGGAGCCAUCAGGCGCCAGGGAGCUGCCCUUACUGCGGGGGCGUGGUGAUGGCCACCGACGUCGAGAGCGCGUGGAGGCUCUGCUUCCUCCCUCUCUGCUUCAGGGCCAAGAGGAAGUUCUACUGCACUCUUUGUGCGCGCCGUUUGGUCGCCUAUGCCUAAAGCCCUACCAUAGGAAACUUUAAACUUAGAGGCUGUUAUCAGGUGAAGGAAUCACCAUCUAUUUCUUAUGAGCUUAGAGUGUGUAUAUGUGAAUACCUUUUGGUUGGUUGUAAUUUUCGAUGUUCCUGCUAUGAUGAUGGGUGUGUAAGUGUGAAUUUUUUCUUGUUUUUGUUUUAUUUUUUUGUUCCAACUUGUUUGGAUGAGAGGAGGGCGGGGGGGAACCCAAAGGGGUUUCGAUAAGGAGAGGACGGAAGGGGUUUUCUUAUGGUUGGGAUCAGAUACCUCUGCUCGAAGAAGACUUGGAGACUCUGUUUCCUUUUGCAAUUAUAUGAUGAUGAAUUAAUAAAGCCUUUCCCCUUCCUUUUA